AUGGCAUUCCGUAGCCUAUCUCAGAAAAUACUCGUUACAUCUUUGGCAGCCGCAGUCACUGCAGGCGGUGUCUACAGCUUCACAGUCUCAAAACGCGUUUCCUUGGUCGACAAGAAUCUCAUCACUCGUUCUCAGGAUAUACCAGAAUCCUUUAUUGCGUCCAAGUCUGCGGGUGAAAUGCUCAACGCUAAAAAGCAUGUCUAUCACUCUGACUGGCGCUUCAUCACCCUCGAUAUACCCGCUGGAUAUGAAACCGUCUCUGAUCAAGUUUUGCUGGCCAAAUUUGUGAAGGGCUUUUUUGCAGGGGCUGUGUUCAGGCCUGAGAGGGUAGCCCUGCAGACAGUCGGAAUAGAUCUUGUUCAUUUUUCAAAAGAAGCACCACUUCCGAGGAGGAGUCUCUGGUCUCUGCAAGAUAUACCAGAAACGACUUUAAUCCCAAUCAACUCUGUGCUGUUCGGUGCUUUCCAAGUGCUUGACUCACGAAUUGCGGACUUGGAGAUCACCAAAAACUCGACAAAACAGACUGAGAGCUAUGUCGAUUUCGGAUUUGGCAACGACAGCACUUCAUUCGCUGGUGUUCACAGGUUCACUGUUGUGAGACCACAAGCAGACGGUAACAUCAAAGGGAAAAAGGUUCAGAUUCAUUUCCAACACAUGACGUGUAAUCCGACCAUCAACAAGCAUCUGGGUCCCCAAUGGCUGAUGGGAUUCCAUGAGAUUUAUGCGGAUUACUUAUUCAGAGACGGCGUUGCAGAGAUAAAAAGGUGGAUGGGCCAGUAG
Messenger RNA from Fusarium poae, 780 nucleotides. RefSeq lists its product as uncharacterized. The coding region runs from base 1 to 780 and encodes 259 amino acids. The record is from RefSeq and is a predicted model, not a curated record. NCBI's taxonomy places the organism in Eukaryota, Fungi, Ascomycota, Sordariomycetes, Hypocreales, Nectriaceae. The transcript is spliced from 2 exons.